Messenger RNA from Sinocyclocheilus grahami, 513 nucleotides. Its product is annotated as hsp70-binding protein 1-like. Lineage: Eukaryota; Metazoa; Chordata; Actinopteri; Cypriniformes; Cyprinidae. The transcript is spliced from 5 exons. The record is from RefSeq and is a predicted model, not a curated record. Gene Ontology annotation, molecular function: protein binding; adenyl-nucleotide exchange factor activity. The coding region runs from base 84 to 464 and encodes 126 amino acids. Gene Ontology annotation, cellular component: endoplasmic reticulum.
AACUCUUGUCUCUUGCAGGUUUAGUGCGGGAACAGGAAGCAGGUCUGCGGGACUUCCUGUCACACGAUGGCUUUUCAGUGCUGAUGAGGGGGAUGCAGUCAGACAGUGAGAAACUGAGAACUAAAUCAGCGUUCCUUCUGUUAAACCUUCUGACCAGUCAUCCAGAACACAAAGAUGCAGUGUUGUCUAUGGGGAUGGUUCAGCAGCUGGUGUCAGUUCUUCGCUCCCCUCAUUCAUCUGUACAUGAACAUGUGCUAGGUGCCCUCUGCUGUCUGGUUGAGGACGCUCCCCGCGGUGUGAGCGAUUGCAGAGAUCCAUCGCUUGGCUUGGAGGAACUGCUCAACCAGCGAGUGCAGGACCUAAGGGGGCGAGAGGAGAGCCUGGAGGAGCUGGGAUUUUGUGAACGUUUACGAGUGGCUUGUUUCCAAGGGCAACCCCAGGACGAUAAUGGAAUGGACCGCUGAGGUCUUAUUGGCGAUUCCUGCUACGCAGUGACCCGACAACAUAAAAGUA